GUCUGGCAGAAACACAAUACUGGCCGCGUCCUAAUAAUUAAAUCCACCCUCCUUUCCUAUGCUACGCCCUUAAUUUUGCCUGAUCUUGUAAUCAUGUGGAUCCACCUCUUCUUAUAAUCUACAACCGCUGUGGUCUUUAAGGGUUCGCCUGUAGUUGGUACGCCAUCCGCCAUUAAUACGAACGAAGAAGAGGAAGAAGAAGUCUUUAAGGUUUUUUUUUUUCCAGAUUAGGCAAAAUCGAGGCAGGUCGCUGAAAAUAGGAGCCUUCGCGCUACAAUUGGGACGCAGCCACAGAGUAAAGAAACACACAGAGCGCUUCACGGCGGUGGACAGAAGAUAGUUUGAUGGAAAAAUGUCAGCGGUGCCUGACGGCAAGAAGCUGGUCCGCAGCCCGAGCGGACUCCGCAUGGUGCCGGAGAACGGAGCGUUCAACAGCCCGUUCUCGCUAGACGAGCCGCAGUGGGUGCCGGAUAAAGAGUGUGCCAGAUGCAUGCAGUGUGACACCAAGUUUGACUUCAUCACCAGGAAACACCACUGUCGGCGGUGUGGUCGGUGUUUCUGUGAUAAGUGCUGCAGUAAGAAGGUGGCUCUUCCCAGGAUGUGUUUUGUGGACCCGGUCAGACAGUGUGCGGAGUGCAGCCUCAUCUCCCAGAAAGAGGUGGAGUUCUACGAUAAACAGCUGAAAGUGCUCAUGGCCGGGGGCACGUUCUUGGUCACAGUUGGCUCCUCAGAGAAAUCAGAGACCAUGGCGUGUCGUCUGGCAAACAACCACAGAUACCUGUUCCUGGAUGGAGAGAGUCAUUUCGAGGUGGAGCUUUCUCGGAUCUCCACCAUGCAAGUGCUGACGGAGGGCUCCACCCCCGGGGAGAAAGAUAUUCAUACUUACACCACUCUUCUGGACAGUCAAUAUAUAUCUGAAGGCGGUAUGUCCCGUGCCACUGGCAUGCUGCUGCAGUACAAGCCUCCUGGCUCUCAGGACCCACAGCAGCUUCGCAUGGAGGCAGCUGAGGACAAGAGGACCGCCUCGGCCUGGCUGGCCGCCAUGCACAAGGCUGCCAAGUUGCUUUACGAGUCAAGGGACCAGUAAAAUGACCAAGGUGAAGGCCAAGGGCAGAGUGAUGAACGGAAAGAGUCGAGAGAAGAGAGAGAAAAAGAGAGAGAGAGAGAGAGAGAGAGAGAGAGAGAGCGCACACCUUCCUGUGCGUUUAUUAUGUUAUCAAGUCUCACAUGUAUUCCGAGAUGCCUACAUGCUUUCUAUUGGAAUUCUCUGCUUUCUGCUCCCUGAUCAGAAGGACGGGAUAGGUCACGCCACCCUGUCCGUCUCUCCAAAAAGGGAGGACCAAGUUAAUCACUGAUCCUAGUGCAAUAUAAAUAUAUAGAGUAUGUAUAUAUAUAUCUGCACACACUCUACAAGUAAUAUGUUUAAGUGUAGUCUGCCAUUAUGGAUUUUUUUCUAAAACAAAAAACAAACAAAAAAAAUCUGUCAGAUAUUCCUAUUUUAACACGAAGUGUGGUGCGUCUACUUUUUACUGCCAAUGCAUUCACGAAGAAUUUUGUAACUCUUUGUACGUUUUUUUUUUUUUUUUGCCCUCCUUUACACUACAAAAAGUGGCUGAUGUGAUCGUUCAGUGUGUUGCACAAGUUCCUUUUUCCAAACACGGUGCAGUUGUGCUUUUACUGACCGACCCAACCAAGUGCCCAUUUCUCUUCCCCCCAAACUUCCCAACAGUUGAAUACAACACUAAUAUUCAGUGCUUGUUAUAUAUAUACAUAUACAUACUGAUGCCUUGUUUCUACACUUUCUGUCCAUUUUUGUUCAGCUCCACAAAUCAUAUAGCAUAUGUCUAUAUACAUAUAGCAUAGCAUAUAUGAUUAUACUCUAUAUAAUUACAGUACUUAUCCUUUUGUUUCUCUAAAUACAUUAUUGUAGUCAUUUCACCCUUUCAUUUCUUCAAUGGUCAGGACCCCACAGGAUAGAAAACCACCACAGAGCAGCGUUUGCUAUUAUUAUUAUUAUUAUUAUUAUUAUUGUUGUUGUUUGGGUGGUGGCGUGUUAAGGCCAACUUAUAGUCAAUGUAAAAAGUUUAUUUAUUUCAGGUCGUUUUGAAGAGUUUCUAUUGGUCCGUUCAUCAAGAAAUUUUGGCACAGUGUGAGGGACAGUUCAUCUGUUCAAAUUAUGUUGUAAACUAAAAAUCGACAAAAAUGGAGAUAAGUGUUUUUCAUAGGACAGCGAUGAUAUGAUAUGAUACGGCACACAAGAAUUUUAUCAUCAGAUUCUCUGCACAGAUGUAAUCUCUUAGUCUUUAGUAGAAACAUAAUGAGAAAUAAGAACAGUGUAAAUUUUUCAUUUAAUAAAAAAAACAGUAAAUAGAACCCCCAGGUGAUAAUUAGGGGUGAUAUGGUGAUAUGGCGCCAUAUUUCUGGGUAUAAUAUCAUCGUUCACCAUAUUCAAAAAUGUUGGCGAUAUUAUUGCAUAUUGCAAUUCGAUACCGAAUCAUAAAUUAGCGUUUAGUGUUUGCUGCGCUGGUACAGUGAGUGGAUGAGGUGCAGCAGCAGUGCUGCUGGAGUUUUUAAACACCUCACUACUGAGGAAAUUUGAGAAUAAUCCAUCAACCAGAAAUAUCCAACCAACACGUCCUGUGAGCACUGAUGAUGAAGACUGUAAACUGUGCAGCAGCAGAUUCAGAUCUUCUGUCUCUGAUUUUACUUUAUCUAAAAGGUGUUUCAGCUGUAGGUAGGAGUGUUUUAAUAGAGUGGAAACACCUAUAUGUUAAUUGGAGCUGAAAGAAUGGACAGGUGAGUGUGGAGCAUGCAUCAGCAUGAAUUAAUAAUACUCUGAUCUGACUGUGUGUGUAUGUGUGUGUGUACAUAUAUAUGAAGGCUGACUCGAAUGAUUGAUUGAAGUCUGAAGAACUUCCAUUCAAACGGAUGAGAUGUUAGUCCAGCACUUUAGUUUUACCUCGGGAGCAAUUUCUGUUUCAUUUUACUCUUCCGUUUUUUAUGGAUGGGUCAUAGUUGUCCACUUUAUCUCACGUAAGGAACAGCUUUUGAUUUUAAUUGGCUUAAAAUUGAUAUUUGCUCUGACCAGGCCUGGAGUCUCACCGUUACAGCUCAUCUGUCAGAAUAUUGCUUACGUUGCUUUUGUGAAAUUUCUGUCUGAAGGCUCGCGUGUGAAUCCACGGUCAGUAUUCCAGAGAAAGCUCCUCUCUGAGUCAGAUCCGUUUUCUUUCCCCCCUCCCAUCCAGAGAAAAUCUCCUCCAGCGAUUUUUGUAUCUGUUUACAAAUAUAUGUGCAUGUUUUUUUUUUUUUUUUCUUUUGACCGUAUCUAAAGCUGAUUAAAUCAGUUCUUUGUAACUGG
Molecule: messenger RNA, 3358 nt
Organism: Astyanax mexicanus (Mexican tetra)
Lineage: Eukaryota; Metazoa; Chordata; Actinopteri; Characiformes; Acestrorhamphidae
Gene: zfyve21
Product: zinc finger, FYVE domain containing 21
Exons: 8
Coding region: 353-1087 (244 amino acids)
Molecular function (GO): metal ion binding
Source: RefSeq, a predicted model, not a curated record